AUGGAGGAGUGCUGCAGCUGCUGUGCGUUGGGUCUGCGUCUGAGGCGAGAGGGAAAAGGCUGUGAUGUUCAUCAACACCUGAGUUUUCCCUGCGGACACGUCUUCCUCACCUGCUGCGAGGAGGAACAGGAAGAGGAAGGAGGGGGGAGUGUACCUGUGCUCAGGAGGAAGGAGAAACCCAGACCUACUGCACUGCCCAAGAGAGUGUUGGAGAGUCAGUUUCCUAAGCAGUCGUUCUCUAUGGAGGACCCGGAGCACACUGCUAACUCAGUGGAGAGGGUGGAGAAGGUGGAGCAGGUAGACAGGUGUCAGAGUUAUGAGGGUCAGCUCUGCCAUCACACCUGCAUCAACACCCCCGACUCGUACAGGUGCACCUGCCGCCCGGGACACUCACUGCUGCAGGACGGACACACCUGUGCACCUGAGAAUAAUGCAGCAGAAGAAGAAGAAGAAGAAGAAGAAGACAACAGAGUGAAGGAGGAGGAGGACCGGCCAUUUACUCUGGCCACGCCUCUACAGGAAACCACCGCUCAGAUCCCGCCCCUACCGAGCCCAUGCUCAGGUAACAGCCUGUGCUCUCAGCAGUGCUCUGUGGUUCGAGGAAAAGCCCGGUGCUCCUGUUUCCCAGGAUUCUCUCUGAUGGCUGAUGGGCAGAGCUGUGAAGAUGUGGAUGAGUGCAGGAAUGCCUCACACACUUGCUCGAGGGAGGAGGUGUGUGUGAACACGGAGGGUUCGCACAAGUGUGUGUCUCUAAACGAGCGAUGCGACGUGGGGUUUAUACACAACUACAAUAGAGAGUGUGUGGAUCUGAACGAGUGUGUGACCAACACACACACCUGUCUGGCGGGCGAGCGCUGUGUGAACACGGUGGGGGCGUAUGUGUGUGAGAGGCUGAUUUCUUGUCCGAGUGGAUACCAGCUGAGGAACGGAGUGUGUGAAGAUAUAGACGAGUGUGUGCUGAGGACUCAUAACUGCGGUUCAGGACUGCAGUGCCAGAACACGCUGGGCUCCUUCCACUGCAGCUCCAAACAACAGCGCUGCCUCACCGGAUUCACCCAGGAUACUCACUCCAACUGCAUCGAUAUUGAUGAGUGCAGUGUGUUGUCGGAUGCGUGUACUGCAGGGUUUAACUGUAUAAACACAGUGGGGUCGUAUACCUGCCAACGCAAGGUUAUAACCUGCAGCCGAGGAUUUCACUCCAGCAACGACGGAACUCGCUGUGUGGACGUAGACGAGUGUGCGAUGGGAACACACACCUGUGGGGAAGGACAGGUGUGUCACAACACGCCGGGCAGCUUCCGCUGCGACUGCCAGACCGGAUACCAGUACGACUCGGCCCGGAGGACCUGCCUGGAUAUAAAUGAAUGCUGGCGUUUUCCGGGGCGGUUAUGUGCUCAGUCAUGUGAGAACACUCCAGGAUCCUAUCAGUGCUCCUGCACCUCCGGAUUCUCCCUCGCAUUCGACGGAAAGAACUGCGAAGAUCUUAAUGAAUGUGACAAUAACCCCUGCAGUCAAGAAUGUGCCAAUGUUUACGGAUCCUAUCAGUGCUACUGUCGCCUGGGUUACUACCUGAAAGAGGACGGACACACCUGUGAAGAUAUCGACGAAUGUUCCCAGAGCAUCGGAAACCUCUGCGCCUUCCAGUGCGUCAACGUCCAGGGCAGCUACCAGUGCGCCUGUCCCCCCGAGGGGUACUCCAUGUCCCCCAACGGACGCACCUGUCGAGAUAUUGAUGAGUGCGCCACUGGGGCUCACAACUGUUCAGCCACCCAAACCUGCUACAACAUCCAGGGCAGUUUCCGCUGCCUGUCCUUUACAUGCCCUGAAAACUACCGCAAAGUGACGGACACACGCUGUGAACGUUCCAGUUGCCCCAACUUCCAGGACUGUCAGAACCUGCCUCUGAGAAUCACCUACUACCAGCUGAGCUUCCAGACCAACAUCGUGAUUCCGGCGCAGAUCUUCCGGAUCGGUCCGUCUCCGGCGUACACCGGCGACAACAUCCUGAUCAGCAUCCCGCGAGGAAACGAGGAGGGCUUCUUCAGCACCCGCCGCCUCAACAGCUUCACCGGGGCGGUGUACCUGCAGCGGCAGAUCCCCGGCCCGCGGGACUUCCUCAUUGACGUGGAGAUGAAGCUCCUGCGGCAGGGAACCGUCACCAGCUUCAUCGCUCGCAUCUACGUCUUCAUCACCUCUCACGCCGCGUAGAGACUGCUCUGAGAUCAGUCAGGACCCACACUGAUUUAUACUGACUGUGGUUCUUAACUCUGAUCAUGGGGAUCUGCUGCCCUGCACUGUUUCACUGUUUAAUACCUCCUUUAUAACUUCUUAAAUUCAGAAAAUACAGAAAUAUGAUCCUUUAAAAUCAUCAAGAAGUUUUAGUAAAGAUGACCAACAAAUGCUUCUGAAUAUACAGCUCUGGAAAAAAAAAGAGAACACUUAAAAAUGAUGAGUUUCUUUGAUUUUACCAAAUUGAAAACCUCUGGAAUAUAAUCAAGAGGAAGAUGGAUGAUCACAAACCAUCAAACCACCAAACUGAACUGCUUGAAUUUUUGCACCAGGAGUAAAGCAGCAUAAAGUUAUCCAAAAGCAGUGUGUAAGACUGGUGGAGGAGGUGAUUAAAAACAGGGUUAUUGCAACAAAUAUUGAUUUAUGAACCCUUAAAACUUUCAAACUUGACGAAUAUGAACUUAAUAAAUGCUCUAAAUGACUAUAAUAUAUUUAUUUGUAAUUUGGGAGAAAUGUUGUCUGUAGUUUAUAGAAUAAAACAACAAUGUUCAUUUUACUCAAACAUGAACCUAUAAAUAGCAAAAUCAGAGAAACUGAUUCAGAAACUGAAGUGCUCUCUUCAUUUUUUUUCUAGAGCUGUAUAUCUACACAGAUGGGCGUGGUCGUCUGAAAAUGAGGUGUGUUUAGGUAAAUUUUUGUAUUUGAGUAUUGCUCCACUGAUUGAAUACAACCUAGACAGACACCAACAGUCAGACGUUCAUCGCUAUCUCUGCAACACGGGCGCCAAUUAAUAGUACAUGUCUUUUGCAUGUUUUGAUCAGUGUACUUUUCCUGACGUUACGAUAGCAAUGACACACUAACUCGCAUCGCCUUAAAUCAAACCAAUCAAAUUUAGUCAGUGCAGUUUUGUUUUCCCACAAAAUCUUACAGCACUUCAUAUCUUACAGCUUCCCUCUGCUGAGAACAACUUUUAACUUUUAUGGAGAUGCGGAUUUCAUUUUCCAGCAGGACUUGGGAAGAGCUGGAUCUGGGGAAUGUUUCUGAAGCAGUGCAGGGCGGUGCGUUCUCUGGAACGGAGCUCUAAACUUCUGAUUUUUGGUGCUAAAAGCUGGAGAGCGGGAGUCGCUCGCUAGCUGUCCGUUCAUUGGUGCUGAGCUUUUUUAUUUUUUAUUUUUAUUCUCUUUUUAAAAAAUCUCACCAAGCACUUACUGGAGCGAACUGGAGGUCCGGGACUGCAGAGAGUUUUAUCUUCUGAGCUAAAAGUCUUUUUUUAAGUAUUAAAAACACCCUCUGAUGGAUAUUAUUUAUACGGUUGCAGUUUAUAUCCUGCUUUUUGUUUAAUGUUUUUUAUUCGUUACACCUCAUUAAUUUUUUCAUGAAAGCAAUGUUUCCCAGUCCUCCCUCAGCGCUGGAUCCCUUCACUCCACGUUUAUAUGAGUUUUCCAGCUCAUUUAAAAUCAAUUACUUACUGUAAAACAAAAAGAAAAAAGUAAAAGAAAAACUGUAAUGAGUAAUGAGCAACGUUAUAUUAUAAUAUCUAUAUUCAUAUCUAAUAAUAAGCAUCAUUGGCAGCACAUAAAUGGAACCGUUGCAGCAAAAUCUUCAAAAAAAAAAAAAAAAAGAAAUAUCUGUGGUAAAUCUUCUGCAGUUUAAUGGAUGUAUAAUUUUUUUUUUUUUGGUCACAUUUUUAUCUCUAGCUCAUUUUCUUCAUUUAUUUUGUGUUUUUAUUACAGCAGGUCAUUAGCAGGUGAUUAAUCGUGGGUGCGCCCAAUUGCAUACUAUUUGCUAAUGCUAACUAAUUUAAGUUAAAAGUAUAAUGUAGGUUAGAUAAAAGUUUGAAGUUGAGAAUAACUCAACAACACAGCCAUUAAAGCCUAAAAAUCCUUUUUUUUUCCCCAAAAAUCGACAGUGCACCUUAUGUAUAUAUAUAUAUAUAUAUAUAUAUAUAUAUAUAUAUAUAUAUAUAUAUAUAUAUGUGUGUGUAUUAAGGAGCAGUAGAGCCACUCUGUUGCAUAAUACAGCGGUUUCAAUUAAGUUUCUCCAGCACUUAGGCUGGAGCAGUAUUAGCACUAGCCGCUAACUACAGCGCUAAGCACUAGCUCUUUCCUCGUUCAGUAUAUCGGACUGACUACAGUCUGCACGUUUACUGUGUUUAAACAAACUAUGUGGGACAAACCGCUAGCUUACCAUUUACUAGCGCUAACCACUAGUUCUAAUGCUGCUGCACCCAGCCUUAGUUUAAAUCUGGAAUCUAAGCUUACAGUAAAUAAAAACAAAUGUUUUACUCACCCAAAUAAACAGUUUUUAGAACAGAAAUCUGUGUAGAUUAACUUCCAGCACUCGUUUGACUUUAAAAUAUAUAUAUAUAUAUAUAUAUUUUUUUUAAGAAUUACAGUUUUGUUUACUAAGCUUAGCUUUACUUUACUUAGCGACACUGACCACCACCACCCAGCAGUGAGAGCUGCUGAAUUAGAAGGAAAAAACCAUGGCGACACCCCUGUUCCUUACUAGUGUCGCUUAACAUGGCCUUAUAAUCCAGUGCACCCUAGAGUGCUUGUCUUUGGCUUCCUGUAAUACUAAUGCUGCUGCACCUAGCCUUAGUUUAAAUCUGUAAAUCUAAGCAGAGGAGCUUUACUCACCCAAAUAAACAGUUUUCAGAAGAAAAUUCUGUGUAGAUUAACGUCCAGCACUCGUUUAACUUAACUUAACUUAGCUACACUGACCACCACUGAGAUCUGCUGAAUUAGAAGGCAAAAAAACAUGGACACCCAUGUUCCUUACUAGUGUUGCUUAAAAUGUGCCUUAUAAUCUAGUGUGCCUUAUAGUGCUUCAAAAUCUUAAGAUAACAAACAAACAAACAAAAAAAACAGGAUCAGAAGCUUCCAGCUAACCCCAGGCCAAGACAACAAACAAAUCACCUAAAACUAAUAAAACUAAUCUAAAUUACCCUAAAAACAAAGAAAAUAAAAUAGAAAAAUACUACCCUGCCUUUUCUCUUCCAAAACAGAGGUAAAAGGUUUCAACAAAAAUGACAUUAAACAUUACAGCAAACAAACAAAUCUAUUAAAUAAAACAAACAGGUUUGGGCUGUGAUAUUAACCUGGUUUCUACGAGAAAAAAAAAAAAGUAAAGUAAAGUACAGAAAUCCUCAUUUUUACUCAUUCUCAUACUCAUGAGUGCGUGUGUGUGUGUGUGUGUGUGUGUGUUCGUGGUUUGGCUAGAGCAUUUUCAUUGUUAAAAUAAUAUGUUUUUAGGGUCUUUCUAAGAUUUGAAAAUUUAAAAUACAAAUUUAGAAAUGCUGGAACUCACUUUAGGGAUGAUCAUCAUAUAUAAAGAAGAAAGGGAGGAUAAUAAAUGAAUUAAAAAUAUAAAAGAAAAAAUAAAACGAGGUUAGCAUGUUAAUAUUUUUAAUGUACUAAGCUCCCAAACCCUCAUUAUUAAUAUUAAUAUACAGUGUAUACUGUAUUUUAUAGUAUUAGUGUGUAUGGUGUGCAAUUGGGACGCAGCCGCUGUCUUUGACAUUCACACUCUGUAUAUUUAAUGAUGUGUGAGCUUCAGUACAGAAUAGAAAAUGUUUAUAUAUGUUUAUUGUAUUUGUUAUUUUCUCUUUUUAAGCCUGUUAAUGUGUUUAUAUUAGCUUUAUGUUAUCUAUAUCUCUCAGGGGGAAACACAAACGUAUUAAUUCAUCUCUUCAGCAUCUCUUAAAUCAUCCGUCCGGAUCAGAGACGCACUAAAAAGGAACUUUAUGAAUUUGAAAGAAUGUAAAUUAUCUGAUUUUAAAUAGAAUCAGAUUAAUAACACCAAAUAAUCCACCACUGGAUCAAUAAAUAAAAGAAAGACUGAACCUGA
This is a messenger RNA of Astyanax mexicanus (Mexican tetra), 6078 nucleotides long. It is a transcript of the gene fbln2, whose product is annotated as fibulin 2. Lineage: Eukaryota; Metazoa; Chordata; Actinopteri; Characiformes; Acestrorhamphidae. Gene Ontology annotation, molecular function: calcium ion binding; peptidase activator activity. The transcript is spliced from 15 exons. Gene Ontology annotation, cellular component: extracellular region. The coding region runs from base 1 to 2208 and encodes 735 amino acids. Gene Ontology annotation, biological process: extracellular matrix organization. The record is from RefSeq and is a predicted model, not a curated record.